Messenger RNA from Onthophagus taurus, 2078 nucleotides. RefSeq names its product RNA-binding protein 28. The record is from RefSeq and is a predicted model, not a curated record. Lineage: Eukaryota; Metazoa; Arthropoda; Insecta; Coleoptera; Scarabaeidae. Gene Ontology annotation, cellular component: nucleolus. Gene Ontology annotation, molecular function: mRNA binding.
AUCUUUAUUAAGAUUAUUUAAAGAUAACAAGCAGAAUAGAUAUAGUUAAGAACUAGUCGUCGCCAGUUGUAAUUAAUCUUAACUUAGAAGAAAUAAAAGUUAUUAAUAAAGAAAUAAUUAUAUUUCAAUCUCACAGUGUAUAACAAAAUAUUUUUUUGUUGAUUUAUAUGAUAAUUUGGCAACACUGAUGAACUGUCAAAUCGAAACAUAACCUAUAAAUAUUUUCACGUGUAUUUUGUAUUUUAAAAUAUAGAAGAUAAAAAUGGGUAAAACAAGUAAAAUGGGUUUGGAAAAGAAAAAAGCUUUCAAAGUUGAAAUGAAAAAAAAGCGAAAAGAACUUCGAGCAAACUUAAAAUUAAAACGUGCUAAGUUAAUAGUAAGUAACCUUCCCUUUAAAUCAACGGAAGAAAAUCUAAAAGAACACUUCAACAAACAUGGAGAAGUAGAAAGUGUUAACAUAUUAAAAAAAGAUGAUGGUAAAAUGGUAGGUUGUGCUUUCGUUCAGUUUAAAUUAGUUCAAAGCGCUGCGAGGGCGAGACAUUAUCUAAAUGAAAAAGAUUUUUUGGGAAGAAAUCUUGUGGUUGAUUUUGCCAAACCCAAAAAUAAAUAUAAGAAAGAGAAAAAAGUAAAAGAAACAGAAUUAGUUGUAAAAGAUGAGGAUGUAAUUGAUUUAAGUACACUUAAAGAUAAAGAUGAAGUUAAAGAAGAAGUGUUAGACAUUAAAACUGAAGAUGAGUCUAUUAAAAGCGAAAAUGAUUCUGUCAAAAGUGAAAAUGACUCUGUUAAAAGUGAAGAAACGUCUGCUGAAAGUUCAGAUGAAGAAGAUAUUGAUGAAAAAAUUGAAGAAAAACCCGAUUUAAACAAAAAACCUCACAUGGUUUCUCAAGAUGUUUCAGAGGGUAAAACAAUUUUUAUUAAAAACGUUCCUUUUGAUGCAACAAAUAAUGAUUUAAAACAAUGUAUGUUACAAUUCGGCCCUGUUUUUUAUGCCUUAAUUUGUAUAGAUAAAUUAACUGAACACUCAAAAGGCACAGCAUUUGUUAAAUUUAAAAAUAAAGAAGAUGCAGAGAAAUGUUUAGAAGCAAAUGGAACCCACUAUCUUCACGGAAACCUUUUAGAUUUUCACUCAGCAUUAUCAAGGAAUGAUAUAAACCAAAAAACAGCUAAAAAACCUAGAUCUCAAGAUUCCAGAAAUCUUUAUUUAGUUAAAGAAGGGGUUAUUUUAGCUGGUACAAAAGCUGCAGAAGGUGUUUCAGCAACCGAUAUGGCAAAACGUCUUCAAUUAGAACAAUACAAAACACAAAUGUUGCGAAAUUUAAAUAUGUUUGUGUCAAGAACUCGUUUAAUUGUUCAUAACUUACCUGCAACUUGGAAUGAUGCAAAGUUCCAUGCAUUAUUGAAAAAACAUUCCAAUGAUAAAGCAAUAAUAAAAGAAGCUAGAAUAAUGAGAGAUUUACGAAAUGUUGAUGCUAGAGGUGUUGGAAAAUCAAAAGAGUUUGGUUUUGCAACCUUUGCAACUCAUGAAGAUGCCUUAAAAGUGUUACGUUCUCUUAAUAAUAAUCCAAACAUUUUUUCAGUAACUAAAAGGCCAAUUGUUGCAUUUUCGAUUGAAAACAGAUCAAUUGUAAAAGGUAAAGAAAAACGAUUAAUGAUAUCUAGACACAAAAAUCCAAAAUGUAAAGAUUUCAAUCCUAAUUUGAUAAAAAAGAGACAUGAAUUUGAUGAGAAAAAUAAAGGUAAUAAAUACGAAGAUUGGAAAGGUGAUGUGGAAGCGCAGGAAUUUUCAGGCGUUUCAGCUAAACCUGGUGUUAAAAAGAUGCGAAGUAGAUACAAUUUGAAAGUUCAAGCAAAGUUACAUUAUGAUAAUAUGAAAAAAGAGAAGAAGAAGAGCAAAAAUGAAACUAAGAGUUUCGAGGAAAGGAAAAAAGAUUUUAGGAAACAAGAAAAACAGAAGGUUAAUCAUAAACAAGAAAGUGAUCAUUUUUCUAAGUUGGUUAAUAAGUAUAAAGAGAGUUUAAUUGUUGCUCAACCUGCAAAAAAAUCUAAAUGGUAUGAAUAAAAAGAUUGUUGAAAUUAAA